Zygosaccharomyces rouxii is the source of this 1632-nucleotide messenger RNA. RefSeq names its product Hrp1p (gene HRP1). Gene Ontology annotation, molecular function: RNA binding. The transcript has a single exon. The record is from RefSeq and is a predicted model, not a curated record. NCBI's taxonomy places the organism in Eukaryota, Fungi, Ascomycota, Saccharomycetes, Saccharomycetales, Saccharomycetaceae. The coding region runs from base 1 to 1632 and encodes 543 amino acids.
AUGAGCUCUGACGAAGAAGAUUUUAACGAUAUCUAUGGUGAUGAACCCGCCACUAAGGAGGAAGUCCCAAAGACCGAACCAACCGCUGAUACUAAGAAAGAGGAUGCACCCUCUGAUAGUAAGGAUGCCGGUUCAAAUAACACUGCCGCAACUUCUUCCUUAGAUCAACUGGCUGCUUUGCAGGCGCUUUCAUCUAAUUUUAACCAGCAGCAACAACAGUCUAAUAGUAACGACCAAAGUACUACUAGUAAUUCAAAUAAUAAUGAUAAUGAAAAUAAUAAUAUUAGCAGUAAUACUGAGAAUAAGACAAGUAAUGAUGUGUCAUGGGAACAAUUACAACAAACUAUGUCACAGUUUCAACAACAAUCUCAAUUGCAACCACCGCAGAUGCCACAACCUAUUGGUUCCCAAAUGUCAGAGAACUCAGCACUAGCUGCAAACAAUGCCGUGAAGGCAGAUCUUUCAAGAGAUAUUUGUAAAAUGUUCAUCGGUGGUUUAAAUUGGGAAACUACUGAAGAUACAUUAAGAGAUUAUUUUAGCAAAUACGGUAGAGUUAUCGAUUUAAAAAUCAUGAAAGAUACAAAUACUGGUCGUUCAAGAGGUUUUGGAUUCCUAACUUUUGAUUCAUCAUCAAGUGUCGAUGAAGUCGUAAAGACUCAACACAUCCUGGAUGGUAAGGUUAUCGAUCCAAAGAGAGCCAUCCCUAGGGAGGAACAAGAUAAGACUGGUAAAAUCUUUGUGGGUGGUAUUGGUGCCGAUGUUAGACCAAAAGAAUUUGAAGAAUUUUUUGCCCAGUGGGGGACAAUCAUUGAUGCUCAAUUAAUGUUGGACAAGGACACAGGUAGAUCUAGAGGUUUUGGAUUUGUUACUUACGAUUCUCCAGAUGCCGUAGACAGAGUUUGUCAAAAUAAAUUUAUCGAUUUCAAGGGUAAGAAGAUUGAGAUCAAAAGAGCAGAACCAAGACAUAUGCAAAAACAACAGCAAAUGGGUGAUGGCAUGUCCGCCCCAGCAGGAAUGGCUAACCCAAUGGCACAAAUGUAUCAAAGCCCAAUGAUGGGUGGUUUCAACCCAAUGUUCAACCCUCAGGCAAUGGCAGAAUAUUAUCAGAAGAUGCAGGAGUAUUACCAACAGAUGCAACAACAAACGGGUAUGGACUAUACACAAAUGUUCCAACAACAAAUGUCUAUGAUGAUGCCAGGUUAUCCAAUGGGAGGUGCCGCCGCUAUGCCUUCCGGAACUACUUCUUCAGAUUCUGCUACACCUAACCAAGGUGAAGAUUCUAGUGGCAGCAAUAACGGUGGUGUACAGACAAUAGGAGGUGAAAGCUCAGAAAGGGCUAGAGGAACAGAAAGGGAUGGUAGCGAAAUCAGUGGUAUCGGAAGCGGUCAUGGUAAUAACAGUGUUGGUGGGGGUAAAUCUCAAAUGAACUUACCAAGAGGCCCUCGUGGUCCUUCACCUCCUUCAGAAAGCGAAGGUGGUGAUAGACCUUCACACGGUAGUGGCCGUGGCCGUGACAGAGAUCGUCACCAUAGGGGUAGCCACCGUAAUGGCUACCGUGGUGGGAGCAGCGGGUACCGUGGACGCGGGUACAACAGACGUAACAACAAUGGCUACCAUCCUUACAACAGGUGA